Pungitius pungitius (ninespine stickleback) is the source of this 3776-nucleotide messenger RNA. RefSeq names its product microtubule-associated protein 1Sa (gene map1sa). Gene Ontology annotation, molecular function: microtubule binding; actin binding. Gene Ontology annotation, biological process: axonogenesis; regulation of microtubule depolymerization; dendrite development. The record is from RefSeq and is a predicted model, not a curated record. The coding region runs from base 2 to 3556 and encodes 1184 amino acids. The transcript is spliced from 7 exons. NCBI's taxonomy places the organism in Eukaryota, Metazoa, Chordata, Actinopteri, Perciformes, Gasterosteidae. Gene Ontology annotation, cellular component: neuronal cell body; cytosol; microtubule associated complex.
CAUGAUGGCGUCGGCAGCAGCAACGGAGCGGGGCGGCAGUCCCGGUUCUUCCCGGUCUGCGGCGGCGGAGUACUCGGUGCUCGUGGUGGUGGGGUCGCUGCGUCCCACCGGUCUGCUGGAGCGACUCCUGAAGCAGAUAGACUCAGGUGUGCGCUGCUGGCCUGUGAACCUGGACGUCUCCGUUCUGGACCAGCAGCUGAAGCUCUUUGUGUCGAGACACUCGGCCUUCCUGUCGCAGGACGUCCCAGGGCAGAGGACCCUGCAGCACCGCGGGGACGUUCUGGACACUCAGGUUGUCGUGAAUCCGGCUCACGACUUUGUCUGCUCAGAGGUGCGGCGGCUCGUCUGUGACCCGUCCGCACACAAACUUCUGGUUCUGGCCGGUCAGUGCGUCGAAGAGUCCGGAGACCUCGUGUUCCAGAGAGGCUUCUUCUCGCUCAGCGACUUCGUCCACAUCUUUGAGGAGGACGAGGUCGGACACUUGUUGAGCUCCGCAGACGCGGCCGCGAAGCCCCGCCUCACCCUCAGCUGUCCAGAUGUUGGUCUCUGGAAGAACGCCGCGUUGGAGAAACACAUCCUGCAGGACUACAUCCACGUGCAGAUCAACCCCCCCGCCGUGCUGCCGGAGAUGGAGGGUCUGCAGGAGUUCACGGAGUACCUGUCCGAGUCGCUGGAGCCCGAGUCCCUCUUCGACCUCCUGGAGCCCCCGAGCACCGUGGGCUUCCUGAAGCUCUCCCGGCCGUGCUGCUACAUCUUCCCCGGGGGGAGGGGCGACUCUGCCUUCUUCGCCGUUAACGGCUUCAACGUGCUGGUGAACGGCGGCUCGGACGCCCGCUCCUGCUUCUGGAAACUGGUCCGGCACCUGGACAGAAUCGACUCGGUGCUCCUGACCCACAUCGGCGUGGACAAUCUCCCCGGGCUGAACAGCCUGCUGGCGAGGAAGGUGGCGGAGCAGGAGGAAGAGCGCGAGGAGGACCGCGCCAAGAGCCUCAUCUCCCCCGAGAUCGGGGUGGUCUUCCUCAACGCCCCCCACAGGCUGACGUCCUUGCAGGGAGAUCCCGGCGAGCUGCGGAGCUGCGACCAGGCGGCGCUCGCUCUGCAGAACCUGCAAAGACUUUCCAUCAACCCGGAACCCCUCAGCCGGCCCAACGGGCCCAGGAUAGAACCGGUUAUCUUGUUUCAAAAGAUGGGAGUGGGCCGCCUGGAGCUCUACCCGCUGAAUCCAGUCACUGGCAGCAAAAGCCUGGACGCUUUGAUGCAGCUGUGGCCGAACAAGGGCUCCGACGACAAGGGCUCAGAUCUUCCUCUGCCGGGCCUCGUGUCCAUCUGCGCUCUGCUGGUCUGGCAUCCGUCCAGUCCUCAGGAGAGAAUCAUCCGGGUCCUCUUCCCGGGGUGCACGCCGCAGGCCAAAAUCCUGGAGGGGCUUGAAAAACUCAAACAUCUGGAUUUCCUCAGACAUCCGGUGGUGUGUUUGAAGGACCUCGAAGCGCCGAAACCCGACAAACAACCGAAGCGAGCGGAGAGCCGGGAAAGCCUCAAGUCCCAGUCGAAGGACGUCCGACCCAGCAGCGCCUUGCAGAAGGACAAACGGGUGGAGGUCAAAAAGCCGGAGGUGAGAACGGUGCCAAAGGCAGCAAGUGACGCCGCGCCCAAAGAAAAGAGAGAUGGGGAAGAAAAGCCCAAACUAAAGGAUCCAGAUGCAAAAUUAAAGCCGCAAAAAACGAGUGAAAAGCUUGUUCCAAAGAAGGAAUCGUCAAGAGAAGAGAAAAAGGAAGUGAAGAAGAAGGACGAGAAGGUCGCUGUAAAGAGGGAAGAGAGCGGAGAGAAAAAGAGAGAAGCUGUGAAGAAAGAAAUUCCAAGCACAAAAGCAAAGAAAGACCUCAAACCCGAAGCAAAGAAAGACCGACAGAAGGACGUGAAAACCGAGGAGAAGAAAACGGCUCGACCAGCCGCGCGAGAAGUGAAGAAAGCAACAAGCGGCCCGUCGGAGCUGAAGAAAGCUUUGGGGAAGAGCGGGAGCCUGAAAAAGGAUGGGACUCUACCAAAGAGAGACUCUCUGCCGUCGGGGACAAAAGGCAGACCGGGUCCAAAGGACAACCAGAAGGCGGCCGCCACGGGGGACGUGGCGGCCGAGUUUGAGAGGCUUCGAUUGGAGGACAAAAACGGGAACGACCCAAAGGUCCCGAACUCGGACGGAGCAAAGACCAACGGGAACCACGGCUCGCCGGUAGGGAGUCCGGAGACGUUCCGCUGCAUGGCGGCGGACCAGGGCGCCGCCGCUGGGGGGGGGGCGUCCUCCAACUUUGGCUCCCCGAGGGAAGGUCUGGAAAAGUCGGGCCUGUCGACGCUCAGUCCUUUCAAGGACCUCACGCCGGACUCCUCCAUCGCCAUGACGUCCACACCGGCCCAGCUGGGUUCUCCUCACUCCACCGAAGUCGACGGGUCCCUGCUGGCGUCUUUAGAGCAGGAGCCCACGGGCCCCCCGGGAGACGGCGCCCGCUCCAACGGACACGUGGGAGACUCGGACCGCAACGGGUUCGGUGGGUCAGAGGGUCGCGUCCGCGGGACGCCGGAGCUCGUCUCGGACGUCCCGCACGACGUGGACCUCUGCUUGGUUUCGCCCUGCGAGUUCCAGCAUCCCAAGGCUCCCGACAACCCUCAGCAGCGCGUGAGCCCCGUCCUCGCCACCGCCGCCGCCGCCCCGCCCGACGACAACCACAACAACAACCACCACUCGCAGGGUCAAAGCAGCAGCGACUGCCCUUCGAUCUACAGCCAGGGAACGGUCAGCGACUCCGACAACGCGCCGCCCUGCUCAGAGGAAUGUCCGUCCGUCUCUGAUGAAGAUGAUGAUGAUGAUUCCGGUAGCUUUUUCCCGCCCGGUCACCCGAGGGGAGGCUGUGACCCCCCACCUGCCCCGGUCAAAGACCUGCCCCCGUUGCCGCCGCAGCCCGGCGCCUGCAUGGCCGACACGGAGGCAGCCGCCAGGAGCCUGAAGGGCCCCGCCGCCAAAGCCAAGAAGCCCCCCGGGAGCGCCGCGGCGGCCCCCCACCCCCCCAACGGGAAGUCCAGGGCCGGCGGCCCCUUGGCGUCGGCGAAGAUGACCUCCGGCCUUGAGGCGAAGCCCUCGUCCCGGAGCUCGCUUGGAGGCUCCAGGCUCGGUCCCACGAAACCCUCAUCCUCAGCAUCCAAGGCUGCCGGUCCUGCAGGUUCCGCGGCCUACGUGGACCUGGCCUACCUGCCGUCCGGCUGCGCCUCCUCCACCGUGGACCUGGACCUGUUCAGGCGCCUUCGCUCCUCGUAUUACAUCAUCAGCGGGGACCACCCGGGGAAGGAGGUGGCGAUGAGGAGCAUCCUGGACGCCCUGCUCGAGGGGAAGAGCAGCUGGCCGGAGGUCCAGGUGACUCUGAUCCCGACGUUUGAUUCGCUGGCGAUGCACGAGUGGUACCAGGAGACCCACAACCGGCAGAAGGAGCUUUCGAUCACCGUGCUGGGCAGCAACAGCACCGUAGCCAUGCAGGAGGAGACCUUCCCCGCCUGCAAGGUGGAGUUCUAAACCCCUGGAGGCCCCCCGCCCCCCCUGGAGGCCCCCCGCCCCCCCUGGAGGCCCCCGCCCCCUGAACACCCUGUGCACCUCAGCGGAGUGGUUGUCACUCAAAGGUCUCCGGCCCACUUUGGUUGAGUCGUGUUGCUGAGCACGCUCACUCCUUUGCUCUUAUUCUGAAGGACGGUAAAACGGGAGGUUGAGCUGCUAGUCUGUUUAAAAAAAACAAAAA